This is a messenger RNA of Didymodactylos carnosus, 1104 nucleotides long. The record is from the annotation of a GenBank genome assembly. Lineage: Eukaryota; Metazoa; Rotifera; Eurotatoria; Philodinida; Philodinidae.
AUGGCAAUUGUGGUGUUCUUAUUUUUUGUAUUAACUGUUGUUCCUAUACAGGCUGAUAUACCUAUGAUUCCAUUCAUCUCUGUUUCUAGCCAACAGUUUACAAUUAACUGUAGUCGCAUUGAUCAUGCAGUAAUGAGUGAUGAUCUGACAACAAUGUACGCUUGUUGUUCAUUCGAUAAUUAUAUUACUGCUGUCAAUAUGUCUGUUACACCACCUAAUGUAACACACUACAUUUAUGCAUACGCACCUCGAACUCCUGUCUUUUUGACUGGUCACAAUCUGUAUGCUUAUACCGUUGAUGGCUAUGUGGUAGUUCGGGCAAUAAAUCAUUCCCUGUUGGCAAAUAUUUCUGGCUACCCGCAUGCUGAUAAUAUGGCUUAUGAUGUAUUAACAGAUUCGUUAUACGUUGCUUUCAAUGGAUCUAGUGUUGAUUGUAUUAAUGUCACAGGAUUAAGUUUUCUUCGAUGUAAUUCCAUGUCGACGGUUACGGGCUUACCAGGUGUAGAACAAAUUAUACCAGAUCUUAACCAUCGUCGAUUGUUUGUAGCUACACCAGGAAAUAAUUCUGGUGCCGUGGCGGUAGUUACUCUUUCCAAUACAACAACCACCAUAAAGCUGUUACAAUUGCCAUCUUCAUGUGUUGAUGAUACUUCUCUUGCCUAUAUUGAUUCUGUGGAUCUAAUCUAUGUUGUAUGUCGAAAUCCGAAUUCUCUCUCAAUUCUUCGACCUGAUGGAACACUUUUUCAAUCGUUUUCUAACAGUUCAACAUUGCCCAAUAAUAAUGACGAUUUAUGGUUUGAUAAUAUCAACAAUCGAUUAUAUAUUAGUGGUAAUAGUUUUAUUAGUUCCUAUUCAUUGAACACUUCAAAUGGUUAUUUAAAACAAUUACAAAACACUCCUGCUGAUCCAACAACAAGAACAUCACUUUGGAUUCCAUCACAACAACGUUUCUAUACAUUUCCUCGAUAUAACAGUAGUCCAAUUACAGUCGGAGCAUUUAUUGUUAAUUCAAACUUUAACGAAGGUUUAGUGCAGAAACCGACAUUAUUCUAUUUACUUAUGGGCAUGCUGUUAUGUAUGUAUUUAUCAUUUAUAAUUGUGUAA